Messenger RNA from Fusarium oxysporum Fo47, 3761 nucleotides. RefSeq names its product carbamoyl-phosphate synthase L chain, ATP binding domain-containing protein. Gene Ontology annotation, cellular component: cytoplasm. Bases 263 to 3610 code for a protein of 1115 amino acids. The transcript is spliced from 6 exons. The record is from RefSeq and is a predicted model, not a curated record. Gene Ontology annotation, molecular function: ATP binding; metal ion binding; pyruvate carboxylase activity. Lineage: Eukaryota; Fungi; Ascomycota; Sordariomycetes; Hypocreales; Nectriaceae. Gene Ontology annotation, biological process: gluconeogenesis; pyruvate metabolic process.
ACAGCCCAUUCCCUAUCCUAGCCCGCAAUCGCUAACAUGUGAACAGCCAUUCGUGUAUGACUGCCUGUCCAUUCCUUCCGCCCGACCGUACAUUUUAGACACUGCCAAGCUGACACGGAUUUCUGGUUGUAGAUUUUCAGAACUGCUCACGAGCUUUCGCUGCACACUGUUGCAGUCUUCAGGUACCCCUCACUUGAAACCGCGAUCCUAGCGACACAAGAAUUCAUAAACUAACUUGGAUAGUUAUGAGGAUCGGUUGAGCAUGCACCGACAGAAGGCCGAUGAAGCCUAUGUCAUUGGCAAGCGUGGACAGUAUACCCCUGUUGGCGCAUACCUGGCUGGUGAUGAGAUUAUCAAAAUCGCUGUCGAGCACGGCGUGCAGAUGAUUCACCCUGGUUACGGUUUCCUCUCCGAGAACGCCGAGUUUGCCCGCAGCGUCGAGAAGGCUGGCCUCAUCUUUGUCGGCCCCUCCCCCGAUGUGAUUGAUUCCCUUGGUGACAAGGUUUCUGCCCGAAAGCUUGCCAAUGCUGCCAAUGUACCUGUCGUCCCUGGUACCCAGGGUGCUGUUGAAAGGUACGAGGAGGUCAAGGAUUUCACCGACAAGUAUGGUUUCCCUAUCAUCAUCAAGGCUGCCUUCGGUGGUGGCGGUCGUGGUAUGCGAGUAGUCCGCGAGCAAGAGAGUCUCAAGGAGUCCUUUGAGCGUGCCACCUCUGAGGCUAAGACUGCUUUCGGUAACGGAACUGUCUUCGUUGAGCGUUUCCUUGACAAGCCCAAGCACAUUGAGGUCCAGCUUCUUGGUGAUAACCAUGGCAACAUUGUCCACCUGUACGAGCGUGACUGCUCCGUUCAGCGACGACACCAGAAGGUUGUUGAGAUCGCCCCUGCGAAGGAUCUCCCCGCUGAGGUCCGCGACAACAUUCUCGCUGAUGCUGUGAGACUGGCCAAGACCGCCGGUUACCGCAAUGCCGGUACUGCUGAGUUCCUGGUUGACCAGCAGAACCGCUACUACUUUAUCGAGAUCAACCCUCGUAUUCAAGUUGAGCACACAAUCACUGAAGAGAUUACUGGUAUCGAUAUCGUUGCCGCCCAGAUUCAGAUCGCUGCUGGCGCCACAUUGAACCAGCUUGGCCUCACCCAGGAUCGCAUCUCGACCCGUGGUUUUGCUAUCCAGUGCCGAAUCACAACUGAGGACCCUGCUAAGGGUUUUUCACCUGACACUGGGAAGAUCGAGGUUUACCGAUCAUCUGGCGGUAACGGUGUCCGUCUGGAUACUGGCAACGGUUUCGCCGGUGCUGUUAUCACUCCCCACUAUGACUCUAUGCUUACAAAGUGUACUUGUCACGGUUCUACCUACGAAAUCGCUCGUAGAAAGGUUCUCCGAGCCUUGAUUGAGUUCCGUAUUCGAGGAGUCCGAACCAACAUUCCUUUCCUUGCCUCCCUCCUUACUCACCCUACCUUUAUUGAUGGAAACUGCUGGACCACUUUCAUCGACGAUACCCCUCAACUCUUUGAUCUCAUUGGCAGCCAGAACCGCGCCCAGAAGCUGCUUGCCUACCUCGGUGACGUUGCCGUCAACGGUAGCAGCAUUAAGGGUCAAAUCGGCGAGCCCAAGUUCAAGGGUGAAAUCCAGGUUCCUGAGCUUAUCAACUCCGCCGGAGAGAAGAUUGAUACUUCCACACCCUGCACCAAGGGAUGGCGAAACAUCAUUCUCGAGCAGGGACCCAAGGCUUUCGCGAAGGCUGUCCGCGAGUACAAGGGUACUCUGCUCAUGGACACGACUUGGAGAGACGCCCAUCAAUCACUUCUGGCUACUCGUGUUCGUACCGUCGACUUGCUCGGUAUUGCCAAGGAAACUAGCCAUGCGCUCUCCAACUUGUACUCCCUUGAGUGCUGGGGUGGUGCCACCUUUGAUGUUGCUAUGCGAUUCCUCUACGAGGACCCCUGGGACCGGCUCCGAAAGAUGCGAAAGCUGGUUCCCAACAUUCCUUUCCAGAUGCUUCUCCGUGGUGCUAACGGUGUUGCUUACUCCUCUCUGCCUGAUAACGCUAUCGAUCACUUCGUCGACCAGGCCAAGAAGAACGGUGUCGAUAUCUUCCGUGUCUUUGAUGCCCUAAACGAUAUCAACCAACUCGAGGUUGGAAUCAAAGCUGUUCAAAAGGCUGGCGGAGUUGCCGAGGGAACGAUUUCCUACUCGGGUGAUAUGCUUCGCCCUGGCAAAAAAUACAAUCUUGAGUACUACCUCGACCUUGCCGAUAAGUUGGUCGCCCUUGACAUCGAUAUCUUGGGUAUCAAGGAUAUGGCUGGUGUGCUCAAGCCUCAUGCGGCUACACUUCUGAUCGGAUCAAUCCGAAAGAAGUACCCUGACCUUCCCAUCCACGUGCAUACACACGACUCUGCCGGUACUGGCGUGGCUUCAAUGGUCGCCUGCGCCAAGGCGGGCGCCGAUGCUGUCGAUGCUGCCACCGACAGCCUGUCUGGCAUGACUUCGCAGCCCAGCAUCAACGCCAUCAUUGCUUCCCUUGAGGGCAGCGAGUGUGACCCUGGUCUGGACCCCAAGCUCGUUCGAUCACUCGACGUCUACUGGCAGCAACUUCGUUUGCUUUACUCUCCCUUCGAGGCCCAUCUUGCUGGCCCCGACCCCGAGGUUUACGAGCACGAGAUCCCCGGUGGUCAGUUGACCAACAUGAUGUUCCAGGCUUCUCAGCUAGGUCUUGGAUCACAGUGGCUUGAGACUAAGAAGGCCUACGAGCAUGCCAACGAGCUUCUCGGUGACAUUGUCAAGGUCACUCCUACAUCCAAGGUUGUCGGUGAUCUUGCCCAGUUCAUGGUCUCCAACGGCCUGUCCCCCGAGGAUGUGAAGGCUAAGGCCUCUCAACUCGAUUUCCCCGGCUCCGUGUUGGAGUUCCUUGAGGGCCUGAUGGGACAGCCUUAUGGCGGAUUCCCGGAGCCUUUACGAACUGAUGCCCUUCGCGGCCGUCGCAAGCUCGAUAAGCGACCUGGUCUUUUCCUCGACCCCGUCGACUUCGUCAAGACAAAGCGUGAGCUCGGCAAGAAGUAUGGCGCUCCAGUCACCGAAUGCGAUGUGGCGUCCUAUGUCAUGUACCCCAAGGUCUUUGAGGAUUACAAGAAGUUCGUUCAGCAGUACGGUGACCUUUCCGUCCUACCUACUCGAUACUUCCUGUCUCGCCCUGAGAUCGGCGAAGAGUUCAACGUUGAGCUCGAGAAGGGCAAGGUGCUGAUUCUGAAGCUCCUUGCUGUCGGUCCCCUGUCCGAGAACACCGGUCAGCGCGAGGUCUUCUUCGAGAUGAACGGAGAGGUUCGACAAGUCACCGUUGUUGACAAGAAGGCUGCUGUUGAGAACAUUAGCCGACCUAAGGCCGAUGCUAAUGACUCGAGCCAGGUCGGCGCGCCUAUGUCUGGUGUCCUGGUUGAGCUCCGUGUCCACGAGGGCUCUGAGGUCAAGAAGGGUGACCCUAUUGCCAUUCUUUCUGCCAUGAAGAUGGAAAUGAGCAUAUCCGCGCCUCAUAGCGGAAAGGUUUCAAACCUUCAAGUCCGUGAGGGUGAUUCUGUUGAUGGUUCUGAUCUCGUGUGUCGAAUCGAGAAGGCCUGAGAUGGUUGCGCAAGGAAAUAAAAGAUUGGGUUUAAUGACACUUAUGGAUAUCAGGCAGGAAGAACCCUCAAACUAUGGGAUUGGCGUGUUGAGAUGACCUAUGAAUAGUUCUCUUUGAAGAAACUUUGAAUACAAUUAUGAAUUAACUCAA